AUGACAUGUCCAUGUGGUCAUUAUGAUUAUGUGGAUUCAACACCAAAUACAUUGGAUGAUGAUAUGACAUAUCAUCGAAAACAUGGCAAUCGAAUUCUACAUGAAAAAUUGACAGGUAGUCCUCUUUUUCAAGGAGAUGGCAUUGAUCCUCACGAACCAGAGAAAGAAUUAUUAAAUAAGAUGCGUCUUUAUCAACAUUCAGCACGAUGUCCAGUAGCACUUCGUUCCUUUCUCGAAUGUAAUCCAAAGUAUUGGUGUUUUGUCCCUCUACAUCGUGACGACGCAUUAGCAGACAAUGCUGCUUAUCAUAACAGAAAUUCAACGAUCGAUUCUGAAUUAGUUGAUAGAAUGGGAAUGACUCCAAUAGAUAGUCGUCGAGUCGAUCAUUAUUUACAACACGUACCGAAGUCACCGGUUGCCUAUGCGUUUUCUUAUGGACAAGUACAAAAGCAGCGUAUAUUUUUCGAAAAUUUUGUAUCGUCUCACAUUCAUCAACUACCGUACCACACAAUAGAUUUAUAUAAAAUGGCGAUUAUUGCUGUUCGUAAGUAA
Molecule: messenger RNA, 552 nt
Organism: Rotaria sp. Silwood1
Lineage: Eukaryota; Metazoa; Rotifera; Eurotatoria; Philodinida; Philodinidae
Source: the annotation of a GenBank genome assembly